AUGAAUAGAAACCUAGCAGGCGUUUCGCCCAAAAAUUCCACACCUAGUUGCCCAAAUACAUCUACUAUCGAUUAUUCUUACUCUACACUCAAAACCAAAAACGUUUCCCCAUCAACCACUACUUCAACACCAUCUUAUAAAUCACCAUAUAAGGCCAAGUCAUUUCUUCAAUCAAACAAAAACGCAUUAAUAGCGGACAAUGACCGUUACACCCGUGGCCCCUCCUCCUCUACGAUUAAUCAUACUCCACGCAGCACAACCAAGACUUCCCUUCCAUCCUCCACCCAAACUGUACCGAACAGCGAUAAUAACAAGCUCAACACAAACGCUAUCUGUCCAUACACAGAUAUAAAUACAUUCACUAAUGACCAACCGAUUAACGAUUUAUCUUAUACGACGAAUAAUAAUAUAAACUUCGCGUCUGCUGUCGCCAUGUAAAAGACGCCUAGCCGCGAACAAGGCUUAGUUUUUAACUCGAUUGAUGGUAUACUACAAAAAGAGUAUAUGUUAGCAAUAGAAAAAAUCGUCUCUCCAAAAAAUAAAAUUUUCAUUUCUAGGAUUUCGAACAAAUCCCUUUCAGUCGUAAUGAACUCAAUAAUGCAUUAGCUGGAUGCAAAAGUAAAAGCCCCGGUCCUGACCCGUAUAUACCUUUUUCUUUUAUUCAAAACCUUCCUGCAAUAGGCCAUGACCUUCUCCUCCAAAUAUUUAAUAUUAUUUGGGACAAAGGUAUAUACCCAAAUCAAUGGCACAAUGCUAUCAUAAUACCAAUACCUAAACCAAAUAAAAACAAAUUCAAUAUUACCAACUACAGACCUAUUUCACUUAUUAACACGCUAGCAAAAACCAUGGAAAAAAUGGUCAAUAAACGACUCAUCUGGCACCUUGAAUCAUCCAACAUAAUAACUAAGGAACAAUGCGGUUUCCGCAAAAACCACUCGACUAUCGACAUACUCUCCACCCUCCAUACUGAUAUCUGUAAUGCGAGAAAUCAAAAACAACAUGUUAUACUAAUAUCUCUUGACUUAGAAAAAGCUUACGAUAUGGUAUGGCGUAAUAGAGUCCUCAAAAUCAUAAAAACAAGCGGCAUAAAUAGCAAAAUGUUUCUCUUCUUACAAAAUUUCCUAAAAAAUCGCAAAAUUUAAGUCAGAGCUCACGCAGAACUUUUAAAAAUCCACCCAACAGAAAACGGCCUCCCACAAGGAUCUGUUAUUAGUAUGACAAUGUUUUUAUUAGCCAUCAACGACAUUUUCAAAAACAUUCCUAAACCCACUAAAUACUUAUUAUUCGCUGACGACUGCCACAUCUACUGCAGUGGAUAAAAUAUCAAAAAAACUGCAGAAAUACUACAAAAUUCUCUAG
Cinara cedri is the source of this 1359-nucleotide messenger RNA. The record is from the annotation of a GenBank genome assembly. Lineage: Eukaryota; Metazoa; Arthropoda; Insecta; Hemiptera; Aphididae.